Alligator mississippiensis (American alligator) is the source of this 948-nucleotide messenger RNA. RefSeq names its product olfactory receptor 5AR1-like. The coding region runs from base 1 to 948 and encodes 315 amino acids. The transcript has a single exon. Gene Ontology annotation, molecular function: olfactory receptor activity; G protein-coupled receptor activity; odorant binding. The record is from RefSeq and is a predicted model, not a curated record. Lineage: Eukaryota; Metazoa; Chordata; Crocodylia; Alligatoridae. Gene Ontology annotation, cellular component: membrane. Gene Ontology annotation, biological process: sensory perception of smell; G protein-coupled receptor signaling pathway.
AUGGCUGAGGGAAAUGAUUCUGAGGUGACAGAGUUCAUCCUGCUGGGAUUAAUGGAUCAUCCAAAACUGCGGGUAACUUUCUUUGUGAUGUUUCUAGUAAUCUAUGCUGUAAGCAUUAUGGGAAACCUUGGAAUGAUCAUUUUGUUCAGGGCCAACUCCCAGCUGCACACCCCCAUGUACUUUUUCCUGAGCCACUUGUCUUUUGUGGAUAUGUGCUGCACUUCUACCAUCACCCCCAAAAUGCUGGCAACCUUCUACUCUGAUGGGAAGAGCAUUUCUUUCUCUGGAUGUAUCGUGCAGAUGUUUCUCUGUGCAGAGUUUGUGACUGUGGAGGCCAUCAUGUUGUCAGUGAUGGCCUAUGAUCGCUACAUGGCUGUAUGUUAUCCCCUGCUUUAUAGUACAGUGAUGUCCCACAUGGUUUGCUUGAGGCUUGUAACUGGUUCCUACAUAGCUGCCCUCACCAGUGCCAUUGUACAAGUUAGCUGCACCUUUAGUUUAUCAUUCUGUGGCUCUAACAAGAUCCAACAUUUCUUUUGUGAUAUCCACCCUCUCCUCAAGCUCUCCUGCACUGACACCCACAUCAAUGAGAUCAUGCUGUUUGUUUUUGCCACUCUCAUUGGCUUAUCCACUUCCCUGGAAAUCUUCAUCUCCUAUGCUUACAUCCUCUACACGAUCCUACAGAUCCAUUCUGCUGAGCACAGAAGCAAAGCCUUCUCCACAUGUGCCUCCCAUCUAACAGCUGUCACCAUAUUCUAUGGGACUGCUUUGUUUACAUACUUGCGCCCAUCGACCCUUGAUUCCCUUGAACACAACAAGGUGGCUUCAGUGUUCUACACGGUGGUGAUCCCCAUGCUGAACCCCCUGAUCUACAGCCUGAGGAACAAGGAGGUGAAGGAGGCCUUUAGGAAAGGCAUCAGUAGGAAUAUUAAUUUGGGAAACUGCGUAUAA